Nilaparvata lugens (brown planthopper) is the source of this 1932-nucleotide messenger RNA. Its product is annotated as nudC domain-containing protein 1. NCBI's taxonomy places the organism in Eukaryota, Metazoa, Arthropoda, Insecta, Hemiptera, Delphacidae. The record is from RefSeq and is a predicted model, not a curated record.
GUCUGCUGAUUUUCUAACCUGAAAAUGAUAAACAGCAGACGUUGACGUGAGUGUUGUUGGAAUAAUUCCACACGUUUAAUUUUAAAGUUUGUAAUCAAACAAAGUAUUUAUUGCUCUAUUCCUACGUUCAAUCCAACUUCAGUUUUUUUACUCCUUCUAGAAGUUGAAACUGUUACAAUGAAGAAGUUGUCGGAGCUACGACCAGACAAAAGUCUACUGAAUCCAAACUUCAACGGCUACAAGCUAUCCUUGGCAAGCAUACCAUCCUAUAAUCUUGCCUUCGAAAAGGGCGUUGAUCAAGUAUCUCCUAGUGAUGAUCAAUAUUCGUUCCUUUAUGCAAAACUGUUCAGCCUCCAUAACUACUUAAUUGCGGAUAAAUGGAACGAGGGUCACUUAUAUUUCAUCGAUAAAGACUGGAAAAUUCAAAAAAUUGUCAUGAACGAAUCAGAUUUGGUGGAGAAAACAGAAGCCGUAUGGGAAAUUCCAAGCAAUCACAAACGAGCACCCGGUCACUACUUCCCUUCUAUAUCGUUUCCGUCUCAAGACUUGGCUGUGGUAGCGGAUGGAGCUGGGACACUUCAUAUUAUUUCCAGGAAGACAACUUGGGAGGCGAACUAUAGUGAGGAGGUGAUCGGAAAGGAAACGCCUUUUGUUGUGUAUGAUAGUCAGUGUGAGGAAACCGAUUCUCAAUGUGUCCUUCACUGUUUGGUUGUACAUGUGAAAUCAGAAGAAGAUCCCAAGGAAGGUGAUCCAUCCAAUCGUUAUGUGACCGUUAUCGACUGGUUAUCAUUGCUACAAGAAUCUUCUGGAAGCUGGUCGAUGAAAAAUAUCCGUCAGUUACAAGGUUCUGGGUUACCAGACUAUAUAACCUUGGAACCUGGAUGCAAAAACAUCUACUUGGUAAAUGAGUCUCCUUUCAAGUUUAUAUCUGACUCAGAAAAUCCAGUCGUUGUUGAAGAGAUUGACGACAAGAAGAGCAAUAUUCCAGAUUCUGAAAAAUUGUACAAGUGGCAGCAGAAUGAUGAAGAAAUCAAACUAUCAUUCGAGUUUGAGAACAAAAUAGAGAAAAGUGAAAUCAAAAUUAUAGCUACCUGUAACAACUUUUCGCUCAAAUACAAAGAGAAGCUCAUUCUGUCGGGAUCGCUAUUUCAUCGCAUUGAUAACGAUUUAACAUUGUGGACACUACAAGAUAACAAGUUAGAAGUGACUGUACAGAAAGAAGAAAAAGGGACUAUGUGGAGAGAAUUUGUGACAGGUGACAGUCACGGAGAAGAGGUUCUCGAUGAAAGUGUGGUCAGUGAAGUACAUCAGAGGCUGUCUCAUCUCUGUUCAGAUACUCCGGUAAGAGUAAAGGAUAUCGAUGUGUGUGGCUCUGCCCCGUCCUUCAACAUGGAACAAUUGGAGGACUGUGAUAGCACACCUGGAGAGUACAAAGUCCUCAUGAGGGUGGACGGUGUCACUCAUGAAAUAACUGGCGAGAUAGGGGCUUCUAAUAUUAACCGAACUUUGUUUAUCCAUCAGGUAAAGGAUAUCGAUGUGUGUGGCUCUGCCCCGUCCUUCAACAUGGAACAAUUGGAGGACUGUGAUAGCACACCUGGAGAGUACAAAGUCCUCAUGAGGGUGGACGGUGUCACUCAUGAAGUCACUGGCGAGUACACACUAGCAGGCCACCAAUGGCUGUUCAGCAUUGAGCAGUCGACCAGUUCAGCAGCCGCCAUUUGCAUACGCCACGAUGUCGACGCGUGCGUGUGGCAGCCUCGAGCGGUCACCAAUCCACCGGCGGCACCGUGGCCAUGUCAGCACAUCGGCACCUUCUAUGCGUUCGGCUAUGUGCAGGCUUCGAAGCAGAACAAGAAGUUCCUGCUCAGUCCGCCAGUUUCUCAGCAACAUUUUGGACAUGGUGUUUAUAGGAUAGAGUGCGGUCAAGCGUAA